AUGGCCAGCCUCAAAUACACGCUUGUGGAAGACCUCGACGACGAGCUCGAAGAACUUGGGCGGCUAACGAGAGCGGGAGAUUUCCGUGCCGCCAAGGCGUUCUUCUUGCAACAUCUGAAGCAGCACAUUGAGAAUCCGCUCGUGUUCACCCUCUACGCCGAAUUACUGUUGGAGAUUGGCGACUACCAGUCUGUUAUCCAGCUUGAGGAUAUUGCACAUACGGCAGUCCCGCAGCACUGGCGCUCUUCGAGUGCUCUGCUGGAAGACGACGACAACACCGCUAGCUCUCCAUACACUAAUUUUCGCAACACGCAAGAUAUGAGCAGAUUCUAUGUCGAUCUCGAUGAGUCUUGGCUGCGUUCUGAGACCUUUGAUAGCACGCAGGUACGAAUAUUUUUUCUACUCGCGAGAUUAUGGAAUAUCAUGCGAUUUGGUGCCCAAGACUUGAAAUACGACCUAUUGUCCGGUCGUGACUGGAAAGCUACGUACUCAUUAUUGGUUGAUGAGCAGAGAGCUUGGGACUUUCGGGACAUGUUCCUGGCUUUCAUCAAUCUCAUUAACCCCGACGUUCUGUUCAAAAUGAACUUCUUCUUCGACAGCGAGACACCAAAGGACUUCUACGAUCGUCUUAAAGAAGACUGGUUAACCGGAAACCCUGACGUUUCAGUUCGUCUAUUUCCGCCGCACUUCCUUACUACUCUCGUCUUCCUCUCGGUCUUCAGCAAGACCUCAACCAUGAUUCUUAUGCGGGAGAUCCGCGAGAGCAGCGCCUGCCCACAAGCCCCCCAGCACGGCCACACGGAGAACCUCACAACGUCGAAACUACCCGCAGAGCGGUGCAAAGACGAGGAAGUUUGA
Diaporthe citri is the source of this 858-nucleotide messenger RNA. RefSeq lists its product as uncharacterized. The transcript has 4 exons. NCBI's taxonomy places the organism in Eukaryota, Fungi, Ascomycota, Sordariomycetes, Diaporthales, Diaporthaceae. The record is from RefSeq and is a predicted model, not a curated record. The coding region runs from base 1 to 858 and encodes 285 amino acids.